AAAUAUUGUUUAAUCAUCGAAGAUAAACAUAAUUUUGGAAGGUAUGUUCAACAAUUGACAAGAGACUAACUACAAACAUUUGAUAUCGCAGCAAGGCUAAAGUUUAAACUGUUUUAAGUACAGCAAAAACAAUACAGCCCAAGUUAUCCCAAAACGAGCAGAUCUAUCUAUGGUCAGUGGCAAUAUCCCAACCUUUUUUUAAUGUGUAAGGCUACAAUAUUUAAUGUUUGCGUAACUUUCUGUAGAUGGUAAAGUCGCAAAUGACUGCUAUUUCUAGCAUUUGGAGCAACCAUAUAGAGUUUGCUUUGUUUAUUCAGUGAGUCACCAAUCCCGUUGGUUGUAUUUGAGUUGUGUACUUUGAUAUUGACAAUAAACCCACUGGAAAAUUUCGACGAUGGCAAGUAGUGGUUGCCAUCCGUGUGUGGAUCUUCUUAAUAAAGACGAACUUUUGGAAACACUCCAAAGACCAGAAUAUGAUUCCGUUUGGAAUUCAGAUUUCAAAGGAGCCAAAGGGACAGACAUUGUUUUGAAUUUGGUAAAUGAUGGACAGUUUAGUUCAUUGUAUGAACUUUACAACAAAGCAUCUGUUGACAAACAUCCAAGUAUCAUUGUUAAACACAUCAAGUCAAUUCCAAUGGGUUCAAAACUCAGCACUGUUCCUGUCACUCUUUCAUAUGAACGACAAGUCCUUCAGAAACUAGAUGAGUUCUGUCUCAAUAAUAAAUCCCUCAGGAUGUAUCUUCAUGUUCCAGAUACAGCAUUUGCAUUUCUCGAGAAGUUCCCACUUCAGCAUAGUCUAAGAGAGAGACUGAAGAAUAAAGAUUUUUCUCUAGAUUUAGCUGCAGCUAUUGUUGACAGUUUGGCAAUGAUUCAUAAAGCAACUCAUUUGCAAUAUAAUAAAACAGAGUAUCUUGAAGAUCUAGAAGCCCAAUUACAAACACAACAUUGCCAAGACAUUGUGGAACAGCUUACAUUUGUGGCACCAUUCCAAAAAAACAACAGAUUAAUUGAAGAAGACCAUAUCAUAGAAGAAACCCUUAAAAGAGUGAAUGAGAAACCCAUUGUGUCAACAGCAGUGAAAGACAUGAAGAAUGUUUUCCAUUUUACCAAGGAAUGCUUGAUUCAUGGAAAUCUCCAAUUGGAUUCCAUUUAUUUCACCUCUUCAAAUAAUGCUUAUCUGACUAACUUUGAAUUUUCCCACAUUGGCCCAGUAUCAUAUGAUAUGGCAUGUCUUCUUGUUAACUACAUUACAUUCUUUUACUACCAUCUUGAGCACUUUCACCAGCCAGACACCUGUAGUCGGUUCAGCCAAUGUUUGAUUGAAUUCAUGAAGAUUUCAGGGUUAAAGUACACUGAAUUAAUGAAGCUGAAAUCAGAUCAGAAAUUUUGGUCUGAGGUUGCUGGAUUCACUGGAUGUGAAAUUAUUAAGCGACUUCUGGAACCAUUCCAUUUGAAAACAUUGCAAGGUUGUCAGCAUGCAAGGAAAGACAUGCUAGAAGUGGGAUUUCGGCUUUUAUAUGCUUAUAAGAACAUCAGUUCUAUAGACAGUCUUCUCAUUAUAGCCUUUAUGUUGGUUUAUUAAGUUAAUGAAAUUAAUUAUUUCUCUGGUAGAAGAAUAAAUGACAAAAGAGCUAGUAUUGCUCAAGAAUUCCAUCUUGCAUUACUUAAGCUGGGUAUUUUUUGAAACUUCAAAGUAGGAAAUGUUCCGGUUUCUUCAAAGAAAUGGAAAACUCUGGUCAAAUGAAAUAGAAAUUUCAUGUCAUCUCACCAUCCUGCUGAUUCAGUAAUCUUUUCUUCACCAUUGUUGAAAUUAGCCUGGAGCUUUUCAUAAUUACUUAGAAGCUCUGGAAUGAGUGUAUGUUCAAUAUUGGGAGAUGAUUUUUUUCCUCCAAGUUCGUUAACCAUUACAACAUGAAGAACACUAUCAAGGAUAUGAUGCUGACAACCAAUAAAUUGCAGUUCUCUCAAACCCUUUUGAGCAAACAGUCUUUGCAACUGAAUGACAAUGCCAUUUCUUUUCCCAGUGUUCACACUUGUUGUAUCAGCUUGAUAUACUGCUUCUGCACUGCAUUAAGUCAGCACACCAAGUUUGGUAAAAACUUGCGUAGGCAUUAUGUAAAAAUUGGAGUUAAAAUUUCUAAUCUCCUUACUCAUCUAUAGAGGGAACGUCUCUGAAACCUCUUUUACUUAUAUUUUCACAUCUCCUAGAUUCUAUUCUAUUUCCUUUCUCAAGUCCUUUGUAAAAAUUUUAUUUAUACUUCUUGCAUUGAAGAGUACAGUGAUAUAUAAUUAAUUUAAUUAAU
Octopus sinensis (East Asian common octopus) is the source of this 2303-nucleotide messenger RNA. Its product is annotated as methylthioribose kinase. The record is from RefSeq and is a predicted model, not a curated record. The transcript is spliced from 8 exons. NCBI's taxonomy places the organism in Eukaryota, Metazoa, Mollusca, Cephalopoda, Octopoda, Octopodidae. The coding region runs from base 395 to 1582 and encodes 395 amino acids.